Messenger RNA from Drosophila busckii, 1151 nucleotides. It is a transcript of the gene Cib2, whose product is annotated as calcium and integrin-binding family member 2. The transcript has 5 exons. Gene Ontology annotation, molecular function: calcium ion binding. The record is from RefSeq and is a predicted model, not a curated record. Lineage: Eukaryota; Metazoa; Arthropoda; Insecta; Diptera; Drosophilidae. Bases 270 to 839 code for a protein of 189 amino acids.
UAGCCGAGCUAGAGCUGUUACGCUAAAGGCGCCGCAGGAUGUGUCAGUCCCGCCAACUGGGCUGCGCCCAGCACACGCUGCGUGUGUGUGUGUGUGGGUUGGCUAUGCAAAGUAAUGCUGACGGGCUUAGCUAGUGUAGUGUAGUAGCAGCAGCUUUUGCUUGUUUUGCCAGUCGCUGAACGAUUGCUGUAGGCAUCAGUUGGUUGGGCCUGCUGCUGCUGUUGCGCUUUGCCUGGGACCUGCAUAAACAAACACAAUUGGAUAAAGCGAUGGGCAACAAAGUUGUGACAUUCACCGAACAGCAGUUGGAUGACUAUCAGGAUUGCACAUUUUUUACGCGCAAGGAAAUACUGCGCGUGCACAAGCGUUUUCGUGAGCUGCGUCCGGACUUGGUGCCGCGCCAAAUGACCGAGGGUCAGGCCUCAAGUGUCAAGGUUCCACGCGACUGCAUUGAGAAGCUGCCCGAGUUGCGUGAGAAUCCAUUUCGGCGACGUAUCUGCGAGGCAUUCUCACGCGAUGGCCUGGGCAAUUUAUCCUUUGAGGACUUUUUGGAUGCGCUCUCCGUGUUUAGCGAGCAGGCGCCACGAGAUAUUAAAGUUUUCUACGCUUUUAAAAUUUAUGAUUUCGAUCAAGACGGCUUUAUUGGGCACGCUGACCUCAUGUCCUGCCUGACAACGAUGACCAAAAACGAGCUAAGUCCAGAGGAGCAUCAACAGAUUGCUGACAAGGUAAUCGAAGAAGCCGACGUCGAUGGCGAUGGCAAGCUCUCCAUACUCGAGUUCGAGCAUGUCAUAUUGCGAGCCCCCGACUUUCUCUCCACUUUCCAUAUACGAAUAUAAAGUGUGCAGUGCAGUGCGCAACAUUUUGUGUUUUUGCAUUUUAUGUACAUACAUGUAACGUUUUAUUAUUGAAUUGAACACACACACACACACACAGUUGCUGUGUCUGUGUGGCAUACAAAACGCCAUCAGUGUGAUUAAGUCUGGCCAAUUGUCGUGACAAUGUGCAUGUCAAAUGUCAGAACGUUGCAUACUACAGUUGCAGCUGCUGCUGCUGCUGCUGCAAACCGUUAUAAUAUUUAUAAGCUACGUGUAUGCAUACAACCUAUGCCCAGCAAACAAAGAAAUAAAAUGUACAAUGGCAAAAUAUCC